Talpa occidentalis (Iberian mole) is the source of this 4423-nucleotide messenger RNA. It is a transcript of the gene YJU2, whose product is annotated as YJU2 splicing factor homolog. Gene Ontology annotation, cellular component: U2-type catalytic step 1 spliceosome. Gene Ontology annotation, biological process: mRNA splicing, via spliceosome. The coding region runs from base 652 to 1557 and encodes 301 amino acids. The record is from RefSeq and is a predicted model, not a curated record. The transcript has 7 exons. NCBI's taxonomy places the organism in Eukaryota, Metazoa, Chordata, Mammalia, Eulipotyphla, Talpidae.
UGUCUACAGCUUCUGCAGCAGGAGUUUGAUUCCCAGCCGGCCAGGGAGAUACCUGCAUAGCACGGCAGACCUCUCCUGUCUCGCCUGCUGCUCCCCUCAGCCGUGUAUUUCAGUCAGUCUGCCUAUUUUGUUCCCCGCUCUAUCUCUGGUGGAUCCUCUCACCCUCCUGCACCUCUGGCCUGUACCCCAGUUCUUGUAUAAAUAAAUAAAAAAUCUUUAAAAAAAAAAUCAUGCAGUCCUUCCAGGUGUACUUGGAACAAGUAAAUUGGGCAGCAGGGUUGGUGGCAGGGAAGGAGGAUGUGGUCAGGGAAAUGACACAACAGAUGCCAGUGGUUCUGAAGGUCUGAAGGGUGAAGAGUGACAUGGGCUAUGAGAACUGCAACAGCAGAAGUUCAGAGGUAGGACCAAACUGGGGGUGUUUGCAGGGUAGCCAGGAGGCUGGUGUGCUGGGCCUGGGGAGCACAGGGACUGAGCAGGACAGCCAGGGGAAGGGUGACAAGAGCUCUGCGUUGCUCCAUGUGAUCUCUCUGACUUUCCUCUUGGUAGAUUCAUCCCUUCUGGAGGCCAGAUGCCCCAGGAGCACCAGGCUGCCUUCUAGGAGUGUGACCGACCUGUCUCACCUAGUCCGGAUGCUUCCCACACUCCAGUUAGAUGUUAGAAGAGCAUGUCAGGUUGGGGAAGUCCAUGCACGUGCUGGAACAGGCAGCCCUCGGGUGCAAGACGUGCGGAGAAUACAUCUACAAGGGCAAGAAGUUCAAUGCGCGCAAAGAGACUGUGCAGAACGAGGCCUACCUGGGUCUGCCCAUCUUCCGCUUCUACAUUAAGUGCACACGCUGCCUGGCUGAGAUCACUUUCAAGACAGACCCUGAAAACACAGACUACACAAUGGAGCACGGAGCCACACGAAACUUCCAGGCUGAGAAGCUUCUGGAGGAGGAGGAGAAGAGGGUGCAGAAGGAGCGGGAGGAUGAGGAGUUGAACAACCCCAUGAAGGUGCUGGAGAAUCGAACCAAGGACUCCAAGCUAGAGAUGGAGGUUCUGGAGAACCUUCAGGAGCUCAAGGACCUGAACCAGCGGCAGGCCCAUGUGGACUUUGAGGCCAUGCUGCGGCAGCAUCGCCUGUCAGAGGAGGAGCGGCAGAAGCAGGAGCAGGAGGAGGACGAGAGGGAGACAGCGGCCUUGGUGGAAGAAACUAGGAAACGGAGGCUGCUGGAAGACUCUGAUUCAGAGGAGGAUGCUCCUGCUCCUGCCCCACCCCACUCAGUCCUGCGGCCCAACCCCACUGCUAUCCUGGAUGAGACCCCAAAGGCCAAGAGGAAGGUGGAGAGUUGGGAGCGGAGUGUCGGCACCUUUGGCAGCAGGCCCCAACUGUUGGGCCUGGUCGUGGUGAAGAAAACAGCUCUGCAUGGCAACACCCAGCAGAGCCAGGCAGCACCCACCCCAGGCUCCACGAAGAAUGAUAAGGUGGCAGACCCUGUUCCCCAGACACCUGGCACCUCCUCCCUAAGCCAGCUGGGUGCAUAUUCAGACAGUGAAGACAGUAGCGGCAGCAACUGAGCCUCGCCCUCCCCAGGGACUUUGCUUGGGGCAAGGGCCACUUGUGGGGCUCCAGCUGGUGGUUGGGAUUCGAGGCCUGGUACAAUCAGAGCCACCAAGGACAAAUGAGGACUUCAGCCACAGGACUCAGUUUCUCUCCUGUCCCCUCGGGAACCUUGGGGUCCCCGGCUCAUGGUGCCCCUCAUCUGGCAUCAUAUUCAGGGCUGGGACAUCCCUGGAGCAGCUCUGAGCUUGCACAGGCUCGGUCCCCUUCAAGCUUCAGAUGUUGCUGUGUCUUGGGCACGUGGAAGAGCCACCCACCAGGUGGGCCCAGCCUCAACCCUGUGGACCCAGUAGAGGCUCUGCCAGUAUCUGAGGAGGGAGCCACAGAUUUGUGGCCCUCAGGAACUGUCAUAUAUGCCUGUCGUUAGUACGUUUAGUUUGGGGAUGCGUCCUUGCACAGCAGUAAAGAGCUCAUAGUCACAUGACCAAUAAAUCUGACCCCAGCGCUCAUGCUCUCAGGGUUUUCAGAUGUCAGCUCUGUUACAGUUGCGUCGCUUAAUGGUGGGAACUUGUUCUGAGGAACCAGUGGUCGGGCGAUUUCCUUAUGCUGUGGUGCCAUAGAGUAUAAUGACACCUGGACUAGGGGGUCCAGCUAGGUGUGACCUCACGUGCGUCGUCCCUUGUUGCCUACUCGGCAGGUAAGAGAUGUGUGAUUGUGUGAUCCUCUCCAGCUCCGGUAUUUUCUAGUUGAAGGCUUUGUGCCCCUUCCAGACUCCACAACCCGCCCAUCUCUUCUUUCCCGUUGCGCCAGUGAGUGUUGCCAGCCUCAGCCCUUCUCACAUUCACGCGCUUCCGUUUGGCAUUAGAUACCCAGGUUUUGUAUUUUUCACUGUCAGAGUUUAGGAGGUGAAAACCUCUUAUUUUGGGGAUCUGCUUUCUGCGAUGAUUCCUCUACUUGGGUACCACAGAUGAAGAGGCCAACUGGGAACCUGAGAGGGCUUAGACAGAUGUGGGGGGCCUCCCACCCUACUCUUUGACCAAGAGGAGAGGACUUCGGGUCCUGACUUGGCAGCCUGACAACAGUGGGCCCAAGUCAGCUCCUACUGCCAGCUGGUGAGGUUGACACCAUGCGCAUAGCUCUUCCUGAUACAAAUUUGACAUCGGAUUUGUGGCUCAAAACAGGCACAGCAGAAAUAUUUACACCAUGGAAAUUGGCAAACACUACAAGUCAUUCUCCCCUGCCAAAAUGCCAGUUGUUAAACUGUUCACAGCACAGCAUAGCUGAUUUUCACAAACUCAGUAUCAGGCAUUAUGCCUGUAAUAAGGCCCAUUUAGAAACAGUUAAGAUAAAUCAUCGGCUUAAGCUAUGAAAAAAGAUCGAGGAGCUUGGGCCCCUCUGUUCCACUUUGGUUGGUUCUUUCAGAAUGUUUCCUGAUCUUUCCCUGUACUUUUGCCACAUGAUGCACCAUCUGUUGCUUUUACUGACUUAAUGUUAUCCCAACUUCAUUCUAAAACAUGGGUGAGAAAACAGGUCCGUAGGUCAAACCUGCUCCCUAGCCCGUGUUUGUGAAUAAAGUUUUAUUGGCACACCAACAUGCUCACAGCUUCCACUCUACAGUGGCAGAGUUGAGUGGCUAGAAUGGAGACUAUGCCCUGACAGUCAAUGCAUUUAUAGAGGAAGUUUGCUGGCCCCUAUCUAAGAUACCAAAUUCUGCUCCCCACAGGUUCCAGAGGGAAGGUAGUCAAGACAUCUCCCCAGUUUCUGGGCUCACCCUGUCCCUGCAGCUUUGCUGGCUGAGGUCAUGGGAAGGCAGGUGCCAAGCUCUCUUUUCUCCAUGUGACAUGGUGGCUGCAGUAAAGGCAGCAUCCAUUGAAUUUGUAGUAAUGACAGCCGAGCUUUAUGCAGCAGUCACCAUUAGCAAGCUCAUUUACAUUCCCCGGUGCACAUUUAUUAAUCCAUUUGCUCACUGCAAAGAUAUUAAUUAAGCACCUAUUAAAUGCCCAGCACCGCUUUAGCCAUAGCUAUAUCAGUGAAAAAAGACGUGAUUGUUGGGAGAUGGGGUGUGGGUAAGGGAGGAAACAUUAAUAUAAUGGUAAAAUAUAAGCAAAUGAAGCAAAUGAGGUGGGUAAGACAGUCCUGAGGUUGUGUUAAGCAGGCUUGUUGAUACCCUUGACUCCCUGAAUGCUCUGCCUCACGGUCUCAGACUGGGGUCUCAGCUGCAGGCCCAGCUGGGGCAGUAUUCUCUCCCAAGCUCUCUGUCAUGUUAUGGACAGAAUCCUAGGUCAAAGCUGCCCUCAGUUCCUGGUCUACACGGAGCUCCCCAACAGCUGACUUCUAAGGAGAAGCUGCUAGAAAUGGCUUCCUGUCAUCAUUGUCAUGUUCUGCUGGUUGGAAACAAGCCACAUAUUUAAGGGGAGAGAUUACACAUGGGUGUGACCACAGGAGGUUGGGGUUAAUGGGGUCACCUGAGGGUCUACCUGCUAGAUCCCCUUUGGCAGUGAGCUUUGCAAGGGGGGUGUCACAUUGUUAGUGUGUCCACAAUAGCUAAGACUAUCCAGCACUCAGCAGGGCUCCGUGAAUGUUAGUGGCCCUAGUGGGUGUCUCCCCACUACCUACAGCUGAGAUUGCAGCCCAGGGGCCCCCUGGUUCUGCCUGCCCUCCGCCACAGGCCCCCCUCUUCCACUGGAAUGAUCUCUUGAAUUCUUGUUGCCCCAGAGACCUUUAUGCUUUCUUCUCCCUCCCUCCCCCAGUCCUGGAAGGCCCAUUCUCUUGUUGGGGUUCCUAGGGCUGAGGCAGCAGAGGCAGAGUCACACACAUUGGGGUCUUCCAUGUGCUAAUCCUCUGCCACCUCCCCAACAUCGCUGCCUCAGAUUCAACCCCUCC